UGGAAUUGUUUCGAUCUCGAGCUUAGAUUGCAAUGGUAGCAUGUAAGAAACACAUGAGAAUAUUCAACACAAGAGUGGUUAUUUGAUAUACACGAAGUAUGGAUUAUUUUAGUGAAGGAAACUUUGUAGGAACUAACAUUGACAACUUUAUUUGAUAUUUUUUGUAAAUUGUAGACAAAGAGACGCUGAAUAUAUGGGUAACGGCUUCAGACAUCGUUAUCAGUGAAUUUUGAAUUGAUCAAACGGGGCCGAACCGAUCAAAUUGUUUUGAACGGAAGUUACAGACAACCUUUUGUCGACUGCAAGUGAAUUGAUUUUUUUGUAGCUUGAAAGGUAGAAUGGAAGGUGGAAUCGAAAAAGACUGUACAGCUCUUGGUGGGCUGUUUCAGACCAUCAUUAGUGACAUGAGGGCCAGCUCUGUGGUUUGGGAAGACUUCACCAGUAAAGCAGCCAAACUUCACACAUCUCUCAAAGCUACACUGGCUGCUAUUGGAGGGUUUCUAGAAGCUUUUCAGAAAGUUGCUGACAUGGCAACAGGGUCAAGAGGUGCUACACGAGAUAUUGGUUCUGCUCUGACCAGACUUUGUAUGAGGCACAAGAGUAUAGAGUCCAAAUUAAAGGCAUUAACAGGGUCUAUAAUUGAUAAUCUAGUCACUCCAGUACAGGAACAUAGCGAGGAAUGGAAGAAAACAGUAGCACAACUAGACAAGGAACAUGCCAAAGAAUAUAAAAAAGCUCGUCAGGAGAUCAAGAAAGCAGCUUCAGACACCAUGAGACUUCAGAAGAAGGUCAAGAAAGGUAAAAAUGAGAUGCAGUUGAAGCUAGAUAAUGCUAUGGAGGAUGUGAACAAUAAAUAUCAAGCUCUAGAGAUGGCUGAAAAGAAUGCUGUACGGACAGCUCUGAUUGAGGAACGCAGCCGCUUCUGUUUCUUCAUUAGCUACCUUAGACCAUUUGUUGACCAUGAGGUGGGCCUGCUGACAGAAGUCACCCACCUCCAGGAGAUUAUGGACCACCUAUGUAUGCAGUGUAAUGACCCGCACACCCUUCCCCCAGCCAGUGAACAGGUCAUCAUGGAUCUGAAGGGAUUUGAUACCAAUAGUGUGUGGAACUUCUCUCAACAUUCACCCCCAAGCUCUCCAAGUUCAAUAGGAUCGCGUAAAUCCAGCAUGUGCAGCAUCAAUAGUAUUACCUCCUCUUCCAGCGGCUCCUUAAAAUCACACUCCCCCAGUCACCUAAAUCAUCUCAGAAACUCCGCUCAGACAUUACCAAUGGGUACAGCACGAUUAACGAGCGUUUCUUCCCAGGACUCCGGAUUUACAUCACAAGAUACCCUGUUUCUGCGACCUGCUACUCCCACGUCAUUAAAAAUUCGCCAAAAGGACACUGAUCAGAUCAGCACAGAUAAUGCAGACGCAGACUCGCAGUCCUCCACCCCCUCAGACAACACACCGUCAGCCAGCUCCACCUGGACAAACUGGCCAAACCCACCCAACUCCAACACAAAAGCAGAUGACAACAGACCACAUACAAUAUCUUCUGCUUAUGAAAAAACACAUAAUAGACCAGCCCUAUCAGCCAAUCUGUUUGAGCCACCUUCAGAAAUGGCAGAAGAGGAAGAUGUUCAGAUGAGGAACAAGAAGAAAGAGAGGUCUAAUUCCUCCUCAAGUACAGGGUCAGGACAGUACGCAAGACCGCAGUCGGCAACCAUUAACAAGAUGCAACCUGUACUGCCACCUCUGGCUCCAAAACCAAAGUCAAAGGCAGUGCCACCUCCCAAAGUCCCAACAUUAGGAGAAGCCCCAGCAUAUGUAAACAUGAGUGACCUAGCAAACAUGGCUGCCAGCAGGAGGAGAGAAUCCGGCACAGAUGUAAGCCCACAAUCUACAGAGCUCCCUAUGGACCUGGUGGAAGCAAUCCAACAGUUAGAUAAUGCUACCGCUGCAUUAAACAGCGAGUAUGAACAAGAGGAAGAAAAACACAAAGCCAAGAUGAAAAGGAACACUAUUGAGCUGGCCAGAGCGAUUCAGGAGCUGGAGGUUAGUACAGCUGCACUGGAGUCAACGUAUGAAGUGGACAGUAGCACCAGUCAGCACUCACUGCAGUGCUCCAGUGGAUAUGGUACGAUGAAUAACACACCAGCCAACUCACAGGACACCAUUGCCAUGGGAGAUUUUGAUCAUAAUACAACAGAAUGCAUAUCUGGCAAUGAAAAAUAUUUCACCAUCCCUCGUAAUUCAGAAAUAGGAAAUAUGUUCAGAGCUGAAAUGCAGGCUAAGAGACCAGCCUCCACUGCAGGUAUCCCAGUUUCAAGACAAACAGGUGCCCCUAUUACAAGGAGGAGUUCAAUGAACACUCCUAAACCACCACCUCCUGUACGACGAUCAUCCUCUAUCACAACAACCAACCCACAUACUCUACAAAGACUCAGAAAUACACCUCCAAGGCAGCUCCAGCAGCCUUCUCAUGGUCAGGAGCACAACCCUAACCGUACCUCACUUCAUCGCCGUAGUAACAGCUCUGGAGGAGAACCAGCCUAUGCUGAAUUACAGACAAUUCAAAUGAGUAUUCAUGCUAGGCAACAAUUACACUAUCAGCCGGAGGCAAGUCCCUAUGCAUCAGUGGACACCCAGCAUAUAGCUUAUUCAGCCCCUCCUACUCCCUCUCAACAAGGGAACAGAUCAAUGCCACCUAGUGGACAUUACCAACCCCAUAAUGCUAAUCAAGCAGAGCUGAUGCAGAAACUCAAUGCCCAGUUCUCAGCAUUGAAUGCUGCGUAUCAGCAGGAGGAUGAUAGUCUUCCCCCACCUCCACCAGAACUAGUCCAACUUGACCCUGAUCUGCCUCCCCCUCCCUCAGCCGCAGAGCUGGAGGAGAUGGAGAAAGUUUACAGUACCCCAGCAGUACAGCGUCCUCCACCAGUGAACCCCAAACCUGUACAACAGGGAGCGGACCCCAGCAGUCUGAGGGCUUCUCUUGUGUCAGAACUGCGAGGACUACGUAAAAUGUCCAGUAGUGAAAAUGGUUCAGAAUGCUAGCAGUGUAUCAGGAGUGAGUGAUUUGUGUAUCAUGAUAUUUGCUGUCAGAAAGACUUGACAGUUUAUAUUAUUUCCUAUUGUACAUGUAAACUUCACAGGUACCAACUUAUUUUAUGUUCUUCACUGCUGCAUGUACAGUUGCUAUUGUGCAUGUUUUUGAAUAAUUUUGUUUUAAAUACUAUUCAUGUUUUAAUUUAUUUUCACUUUAAAGUACUUUCCAACAGUGAAGAAGUCAUUGUGAUAUGAAGGCAAUUAUACUUGUUUUUCAUUCCUGUACAUAUGUAUGUUUCUUUUUCGUAAAUUGUGGUGCAAUCACAUUAGGUUUUGGUCACAGCUUCAAUUCAGUUGUUUUUGCAUAAUACAGGUUUGAUCUGACUUUAAAGUUGCAUUCAGUUUAGUUGAUAUUAACCUUCCUUAUCUUUUAGAAUCCAAAAAUUUCAUAUGUGAUACAGCUGAUGAAACAUCUGUGCACAAAUAUUUUGAAUUUAGAACAUGAGAUAUUUUUAUGUUGUGUAAAAUAGGACCUGCAGUCCUCUGCAUUAGGGAUGUAGCUGUCUUUUAAGUUCUUGUGUGCCAACAACUGUUGAUACAGUGUUAAACGACCAUUUCAUAUACAUGUAUUCAUUGAUCUUCCAGUUCAUAUUUUGUCAUGUUAAAUCAUUAAUCAGGGAGAGAAUGUCAUUGCUAUACUGACAUUGUAACAGAGUAAUGUGAAUAUUCAUUGUAAGCUUGAGUUUAAUGUGUGUCAAGUUUGAUUGGUGAAUCAUUUCAUCCAAUUAUGUACAAAUCCACAUUCAUUUCAGUCAUUGGUCAUUUUUGCCAUUGUUCGAUGGUUACAUAGUGCAAUUUUUCAUGUAGUGCGAGUUUUUUUCUAGUAUUAAUUUUACAGUGUGCUGCUAUUGAUAAUAAUUUUAAUGUCACUUGUAUUCAACAAAGAACAGCUUUACUUUAUCAGUAAGGGUUAUAUGCACUACAUCUACCUAUGUUAAUAUUAUUUUUAUUUUUUUUUUUACCAACUCACCAUUGUACCGUAUUAUUCAAGUUAAGAGUAGAAAAUGAAACAAAAAUUUAGAUUCAAAAGACCAAUUUCCAAUAAUGAAUGGAUAUUUUCUACAUGUAAUUUUAACCACACUUUGAAAGCAAUAAUUUUUUUUAAGUCCUUAAUCCAGAAGCAGCAAUACAAUUGUUGACUAAGCAGAAUAAAGCUUGUAUAUUUUUAUAAUCGGUUCUAACAAGUCUGUGUUUUAAAAGCAGUGGAACUGUGUAAUAUUGCCAGUAGUUUGUGACGUACUGUUGUUAGUAAAUGUAUUACUAGCUAAAGGUAGGACAGUUUAUGAUAUGUUGUGCAUAUAACGUGCUGGAAAUAAAACAAACAUGUUAUGA
Molecule: messenger RNA, 4418 nt
Organism: Saccostrea echinata
Lineage: Eukaryota; Metazoa; Mollusca; Bivalvia; Ostreida; Ostreidae
Product: protein MTSS 1-like
Exons: 16
Coding region: 339-3035 (898 amino acids)
Biological process (GO): plasma membrane organization; cell projection assembly
Cellular component (GO): actin cytoskeleton; cytoplasmic side of plasma membrane
Molecular function (GO): actin binding; phospholipid binding
Source: RefSeq, a predicted model, not a curated record